GUACCAGUUGAUGUUUACCAACAAAAACAAAAAAAAGAGUAUCAGCUGAUAGACAUCAAGUUUCUUUAAUUCUUUUUUUUAAAAAUGGAGAUAGACAUCGAGUUUCUAUCGCUCACAACUUAUCCAGUCCUUUCAAAAAUAUCUUUUGAGUCGAACUCCAGGCAGAUAUCUUAAACCAUAAGUUUCUUGCCACAUCGCAUCCCUAUACCCUGUUCGCUCAUAGCAAUUGUGAUAGCUUAAUUUUUGUCGUUAAGUUGAUUAAGAGAUAUAUAACAGAGAGAGAUGGGGGGGAGAAAAGAUUCUACCAACCAGAGCAUCAUGUCCAGCAACGGAUGGCACGCCAUGGAGGAGCAAACAGGGAGCUGCUGCAGCGUGGUGGCGACACUCGUGCUCCUCGGCAUCUUCUUGGGUUCCUGCACCAUCCUUUUUAUCGUCUUCUUCUUCUCCCGCAGCUUGCUUGGGAACACCUGGCAUGAGCGCGCUACGGCCGGGCUCGACCGCUCCGCCAUCCGCGCCCUGCCCACCUUCGCCUACAGAAGAGCCACCUAUCAGGGCUCCGGCAACGGGGGCAAACAGGGGACAUCAGCGGAGUGCGCGGUCUGCAUCAGCGUGGUGGAGGACGGGGAGGAGGUGAAACUGCUGCCGAACUGUAAGCAUGUUUUCCAUGUACAGUGCAUCGAUAUGUGGUUGUACUCCCACUCCACCUGUCCCUUAUGUCGGACCGCGGCCGAGCCCAGGAAGACGGCCAAGAAGGCGGUGGCAGGCGACGUCGACCUUGCAGCCGCCGCCGUCUGAGUUGUUGAUAUUGUGGUGGCAGUGCGAGAGAGCUUGUUGGGCUCAAAGGCAGGGGGUUAGCUUCAAGAAUGGAUUCGCCCUUCUGGAUGAUGCUGAGUUUUGAAGAGAGAGAAAACUUGGAGAAGCAGUCCUAACUUGUGAAAUUCUGUAUAUUUAUUCUUUGAUUUACCUUAUUUUCGUGUAAAUUAUAUGGAUGACUUGUAAAUUUGAGAGAAAUGAAGGGUUCCUGCUCUAGGAAUUCUGUUUAGU
Molecule: messenger RNA, 1044 nt
Organism: Elaeis guineensis (African oil palm)
Lineage: Eukaryota; Viridiplantae; Streptophyta; Magnoliopsida; Arecales; Arecaceae
Product: RING-H2 finger protein ATL32
Biological process (GO): protein ubiquitination
Molecular function (GO): transferase activity
Source: RefSeq, a predicted model, not a curated record